Messenger RNA from Anoplopoma fimbria (sablefish), 1308 nucleotides. Its product is annotated as SLAM family member 9-like. The record is from RefSeq and is a predicted model, not a curated record. The transcript has 4 exons. Bases 189 to 968 code for a protein of 259 amino acids. Lineage: Eukaryota; Metazoa; Chordata; Actinopteri; Perciformes; Anoplopomatidae.
UUUUGGAGCAAAGUCAGAGUCAACUUUAGUCUGAUGAAGAGCAGUUGUGUGUAAACGUCUCCUGGGUGUAAUUAAUAAGCCGUCAUUGGAACCCUGCAGUUUGUGAGCUAUUUGUUGGUUUAUUGCCGAACAGAACACAGAUUAUUGCAUUGUGUAGUCAGACAGGGCAACCGGACAGAGACUCUAUAAUGUUCAUCUUUGUGAUACUGGGGCUGCUUGUCUGCAUUGAGGCACAAGGGCCCAUUGCUGUGACUCCUGUAUUUGUGAAGAAGGGAGAUGAUCUGAUUCUGAAUGUUGAUGCUGAUGUUCCUGAGGAUGUUUUAAUUGUUGACUGGAACUUCAAUAAAACGGUCAAAUUAGUAAGAUUUACAUCCAGUGGACAGCCAACUGUCUUGGUGGAUUUACCUGGAAGGUUUGAGUUUCCUGUGAAAAAAUUCUCUGUGAAAUUGAAGAAUCUUCAAAAGGCAGACAGUGGAGUUUAUACUGCAAAAGUGUUAACGGCUCAAGGAGACCAACCACUAGCUGAAUACAAGGUCACAGUUGAAGAUCCAGUGUCUCCAGUUAAACUGACAGUGGACCCAGUGGACCCACUGGUCUCCAGAAGCUCCUGUAAUCUCACUGUGACCUGCAGUACACAGGACUCCAACAUCAGCAGCACUAUUAGAUGUGUCAACCAAACCUGCAGUCAGGAGGGAGGAGAGCAAUCAGAGGUCACAACCUCUGGUGCUUCUCUCCGGGUCCACCUGUUGAAUAGCUCAAUCAUCUGUAACCAUAGUAACCAUGUUAGCUGGACCAAAGACGUUAUAAUGAUUGAAGACUUUUGCCUCAAAUAUCCUGGUUCAGAGAGUCCGUCUGCUGGUAUCUCUGUGUACCUGGUGAAGAUAGUCGUGUUCUCUGUCGGUCUGGUCAUCAUGGUGUCGGCCGUCAUCACUGUUCACCUCAUGGAGAAGCUCAAGAAGCACAAAUAAAGAAUGCUCAUGCUAUACCACUGAUCCACAGCUGGAGGCAGUAACACACAAGAAAAGGCAGUAUAGAGGAGGAGGUGGAAGAAUGCAAGCCAGCAAACAUGGAUGUAAAAAAUGUAAGAUUUAAACAUUUAUAAAAUCAGCUUUGCAAAUGUUCCAUGGUGAGGGUGAUGGAUUUAAAUCGUGGACUCAGUAAUGCAUUUUGGUGAGAAAAACUUCAUGUAAACAUUGUUUCUUCACAAGAAAACUGCAAAUGUUACCUUUUAAACAAAUGCUUUAUUUAUUAUCCAUAGAUUGUAUCCAAUUAUCACUGUUCUCACUUUGUAAAUACAAAUUAUUUCAC